Messenger RNA from Lemur catta (Ring-tailed lemur), 3783 nucleotides. RefSeq names its product cAMP responsive element binding protein like 2 (gene CREBL2). NCBI's taxonomy places the organism in Eukaryota, Metazoa, Chordata, Mammalia, Primates, Lemuridae. Gene Ontology annotation, cellular component: nucleus. Gene Ontology annotation, molecular function: DNA-binding transcription factor activity. The transcript has 4 exons. Bases 347 to 709 code for a protein of 120 amino acids. Gene Ontology annotation, biological process: regulation of DNA-templated transcription. The record is from RefSeq and is a predicted model, not a curated record.
ACGGCGGCCGAAGAGGCCACCGCGUGCUGCGCUCCCGCCCACUCUCCGGUCUCGGCCGCUCUCCAGGGCGUCUGUAAACACACCCAGAGACUGUCAUGGAGGGGGAGGAGGAGGUGGCGGCGGCGAAGGGAGGCGAUUGGGGCCGCCUCCAGGGUCCGCUCUGCCAUUCCUGAACUGGUCCCUCGUCCCCGUGACUGUGGCAUCAGGGAAGCGAACUGUUAGGCGAGAGGAGGAGGCAGUCAGAACCAUAUCCCCUUCUUCCCCGGGGCGGGGGCCGGGCCGGGCCGGCUGAGCCGGGGGAGGGCCCGGGGAGGGAGUGCCUGGCCGGGCCAGCCAGUCUGCCGAGAUGGAUGACAGUAAGGUGGUUGGAGGCAAAGUAAAGAAGCCCGGUAAGCGUGGUCGGAAGCCAGCCAAAAUUGACUUGAAAGCAAAACUUGAGAGGAGCCGGCAGAGUGCAAGAGAAUGCCGGGCCAGAAAAAAGCUGAGAUAUCAGUAUUUGGAAGAGUUGGUAUCUAGUCGAGAAAGAGCUAUAUGUGCCCUCAGAGAGGAACUGGAAAUGUACAAGCAGUGGUGUAUGGCAAUGGACCAAGGAAAAAUCCCUUCUGAAAUAAAGGCCUUACUCACUGGAGAAGAGCAGAGCAAAUCUCAGCAGAACUCAAGCAGGCAUACCAAGGCUGGGAAGACAGACGCUAAUAGCAAUUCCUGGUGAAGAUCAUAUAGAACAAUGAGCCAGUGAUUGAAGGCAAUAUCCUGAUUCCCACGGAGGAUGGAUGGGCAAGAGCGUACUUCUUGGCUCCAUUUACUACCUACUGCUCAGUAGUCAUCUCUGUAAAUCUGCAGUUUCUACCAAAAUGUUUGAUCAUAGGUCUCAAAGGAUCUUGCUUUAACUUUCAACACGUAGAAAAUUUAUAAACAUUCAGGCUUGUUUUGGUUGGUGUUGCCACCCAUGACAUUUAACAUAUUGUGAUGCUUGAAAACACGAAUAGAGAAAAAUGGGUGAAGAUUAUAUUUUUGCACCUUAGCUCCACAUUGCUUUAUUGGUUAAUUUAUAUUCUUUCCAUGUAAUUCAUGUAAUUAUACGUGUAAAUGUGUUUAGGUAUCACCUCCUUUUCUGUUUUUGAUUGCCCUACAAAGAGAAACCAAAUGAGCUGAUUACUCACUGUAAGUUCUCAGCCUUUAUGGACCUAAUCGUAUAUCUUUAUAUUUACUUGAGCAAUGUUUAUUUUCUGCAUGAACCAUGAUUUCUCCUGUGAGCCAUUCCAGCAUAAGCUGUGAAUAUGUAUUAACAAAUAUAUACAUUUCUAUUUUUAUAAUCCUUAAUGACAUGCCUGUUUUAAAUAAUAUACGUUAACGAAAUCUAUCAGGAAAACCCUCAAGACAGCCUCUAUUUAAAACUUUUUUUUGCUGUCUUCAACUAUAUUUAUAAAAGUUUGUUAGGGCCAAAUCCAUACUUGGAGAAUAAUUUGUCAAAUUUUAUUUUUAAGUGAGAAGUAACCUUUCAGGCAUUUCAGCAGCAUACAUUAGCUUGACAACCUAGAGUAUGUAUGUAUGUGUUUCUAUUGUAUGUCUGUACAUGUAUGUGGGGAGGAUAGGAGUGAAUGUUCACACAUUUUCCUGUGUACUCAAGUAAAUCGGAGGAUUUUUCUGAAGAAAAUAGGAAGAAACUAGGUGCUGAGAUUAAGGUUUCUGCCUUGAAAGCUGAAACAACAGAAGGGACAAAUUGCUGGUAGAUCUAUGGCUGUAGCCAUAACCAGAACACUUAGUUUCUUCCCUGCCAAGAAUUUCCUUAUGAAUGUGUCUGAGCCAGAAAGAAGCAUACUGGGCAUGCAUCUGGGUCAGCCCUGGCUAUGCCUCCAGUGUGGAGUGGAGCACUGAAGCUGAAGCUGUGCACAGCACCGCAGCUCGUGGGCCUGGCCAGAGGUACAGAAGGGCAGAGUAGCUCUUUCCAGUCCCCAUCACAGCUACAUUUACUUUCUUCCUGACCACCAAAUGGAGUGAUGGUUGAGGAAUCGAGGUCAUAAUAUGAUACACUCAGACAGACCUAGGAAGCUUUUGAUUUUCCCAGUGAGAUACUUUAUCACUCUCUCUUCUCUUUGCCAUGGUUAAAACAGGAGUCAUGUUUUCUAUUGCUGCUAAAUUAUAAUUGUUCUUCACUCUAAUGAAGCAACUAUUUGGCUUUCAAACAAAAUAUGUUUUGUUAUAAACUGGCAGUUUAAGAGGAGGCACCAUAAUCUAGAUUUUCUUUGAGGUAGAAGAUGAGAUGGACCACAUAGCUGAAGAUUAUGAGGUACUUUUCCCCCUUCUCUCAGGCUGUGCAUUUGAAUAAAGUGCCCCCUUAGCCUGAGUUCCUAAAGACCUCUUGUGUGUAGGUUGCAAUCUCUAAUUUACUUCAGUCUAGUUGUGUGUGACUACUGAUAAACCACUAGCCCAGCUUGUUGGGUCUCUCUGUGUUUUGGAAGAUUGGGGGUUUAAGAGUAUUUAAUGUCUUUUUAGGAUCAUAAAUAGAAGUAGAUUAAGGAUUGUUGAUAUUCAGGCCUUCAAAAUUUAAGUGUUUUAAAUAUAGUGUUUAGAUUGUAAUUGGGUAUGUUUUUGCCAUCUGGUCUACUCAAUUGUAUAUUUUUAUUUUGCAAAACAACCCAAGACUUUAUGUUGCUUUGUUCAGUACCUUUUGAAUUCCCCAGAAGAGUUGUUUUCAAAGUAAACAUUCCAAAAUGAAUGUGGCUCUUCGAUGGAAUGUCUCUAUUGUGCUUGAAGUAUUUCUUCUCUGGUUGUAAUUCUAAAUUACAGGGUCAUUUGAGCUUCCCCCCCAACCCCAGUAUCUUUACAAGAGCAGUGAUUUUGUCCUCAGGUAGAGGAUGUGUAAUUUGGGUGAAGGUUAAUUACAAUUCAUUUGAGUUUAUUCCUAAACCUAUCUAUUUGGUAUUUUGGAGUAGAUCAAACCAAGGGAAAGUUCCUUGGUCUUAAAAAGGAAUGUUUUGAUUGCUUCGGGUAUUGUGCUGGCUGCACACUGUGGCCACUUUGAAGCGUGUUCAUAAAUGUCACUGAUUAAAACAGCUGGAGCAUUUCCUGCCCCCUUCCACUUAAGGAGCAGCAUACUGAAAUCCUGCCACCUCGCACUCACCUGGAUAACAAGAAGGCCGAGAGAAUCAGGGAGUUCAGGAGAAGGUGCUGUUCUCCUUGCUCUCUGAGUAAACAGAAGAAUGUUUUCUUUUCCUUUUUUUCCCCCCAAAGAAAGAUAAGGGGGGAAAUAUAUUUGUAUUUAGACCAGUCAUAGUCUGUCAUUAUUUUAGCAUCAACCUGCUGUAAAUUAGAGCAACUGAAUAUAAUAUGGAAUAAGUUUGACCAGGUCUACUUUUAGUAUAUAGUUGAAAUUCUUUAAAAAAUUUUUCUAUUUUAUCUAAAAUCUAUUAUAUCUAAAUCAGAACUAUCUUAUUACAGCAGAUUCAUAUCAGUUUACCAGCUAAUUGACAGUAGUUAUCAGCAUCACUAUUUAGUAUUUUAUCAUCUUUGAAUUAUGAUAGCUUUGAUUUGGCUAAUUACAAAAAGUAUAGGUUUAAACUGGACUUACCUUUAGUUAAUUUAAAGGCAAAGAAGAUUUGAAAAUGUAAAUGCUAUAUUUCACAAGAAAUCAGUUGCUUAUUAUCAAUUACAUAUUUAGUUUUUAAAAGGAGGACAAUGACUGUUAAACCACAUGGUAUUUUGGGAGCAUUGAAGGAACUUUUUGAAGAGCAUUGUACAAUGAUAUUUUUAUGGAAAAUAAAAUAAAAUAUCUUCAGAGACAUC